Messenger RNA from Plodia interpunctella (Indianmeal moth), 1400 nucleotides. It is a transcript of the gene Cchl, whose product is annotated as holocytochrome c-type synthase. The record is from RefSeq and is a predicted model, not a curated record. Gene Ontology annotation, molecular function: holocytochrome-c synthase activity. Lineage: Eukaryota; Metazoa; Arthropoda; Insecta; Lepidoptera; Pyralidae. Gene Ontology annotation, biological process: cytochrome c-heme linkage. Gene Ontology annotation, cellular component: mitochondrion. Bases 265 to 1041 code for a protein of 258 amino acids. The transcript has 4 exons.
GAGGUACAUACCUACAUACAUGAGCUGCGUGCGUGAAAAAAAUAAUCGGAGCAAUCGAUCGAAACGAAACGUCAAAAGUGCGAGGGACAAAAAUAAGUCUAUAAAAAUUUUAAAAGUAUUACAUCUACCUAUUUUGGAAAUCGUACAGAAAACCUAUUGCAAAUUAAUUUUUCGCAUAAAAUUACUUUUAGUGUCAUUGAAGGAAAUAUGUUUCUUUUAUUCUAACCUUAAUGUGUCUUACGUAAGGAGACUGAAUUUACUACAAUGGGCAAUAAAGUAUCAGCAGAAGCUGCAAUGAACACCCAAGCGGCCGGUAUUUCAUCAAAUCCUCCGCCAGAAUGUCCCAUGCACAAAAAGGAGGAUUCUGUACAGAAUGCGCCAAAGAGCACCCCUUCAGAGUGUCCAGUACAACAUGGAAAUGACAUCAAUCCUUUUAACAUGAUGCCACCAGCAAAUCAACAACCUGCCCCUGAUCAACCAUUCCCUCUGCCCACCAACAGACAAGUAUCUACAAUCCCUCGUGCUAUGCCAGACGGCUCCACAGAGUUCUGGGUGUACCCGAGCCAACAGAUGUUUUGGAAUGCUAUGCUACGCAAAGGAUGGCGUUGGAAGGAUGAAGACAUCAAACCAAGAGACAUGGACGAUAUUAUCAAAAUUCACAAUGCAAAUAAUGAACAGGCUUGGCAAGAAGUGCUGAAGUGGGAGGCCCUGCAUGCUAAAGAAUGUGGUCAUCCCAGGCUAAAGAGUUUUGGAGGAAAAGCUACUCAAUAUAGUCCUAGAGCACGACUGCGCUCUUUACUUGGCUAUGAGCUGCCAUUCGACCGUCACGACUGGAUUGUAGAUAGAUGUGGAAAGGACGUCCGAUAUAUCAUUGACUAUUAUGAUGGGGGUGAAAUUGAUAACAAAUACGAAUUUGCCCUGCUUGAUGUCAGGCCAGCUUUGGAUUCAUUUGACAAUGUCUGGGAUAGAAUGAAAGUGAUGUACAUGAGAUACCGCUAUGAAUUCAUUGGUACCAAAGAGGAUACCAAAUUGACAAAUUAGUUUCCCCUCCAGAACAGUAUUUUUACUCAACUGAAAACAUAAAAUAGCGUUUUGUGGGGUUCUUCUGUCGGCAAUGGAUGUCACUGUGGAAACUCUUUGUGAUUAUAUUUAUUGCUAAAUUCGACGUAGUUUUUAAUUUACACUUAGUGAUGACUAUUUAAAAUCAUUAAAUGCAUAAUGAAAACAAACCAAUCUCAACCAUAUAUUGUUGAUAAGUUUUAACAAUCAUGAUACAUCUUAGUAUUCAAAUCAUAAUUUGAUUCAUCUCAAAGUUGUACUUACUUUAUAGUGUUUGCCAUUUUGUUAAAAAUUGGAUAGAUUUUAAGUUUAUUGUUAAAUAAAAUUCAGAAGAUGUCAAA